This is a messenger RNA of Megalops cyprinoides (Indo-Pacific tarpon), 1184 nucleotides long. RefSeq names its product guanidinoacetate N-methyltransferase (gene gamt). The record is from RefSeq and is a predicted model, not a curated record. Lineage: Eukaryota; Metazoa; Chordata; Actinopteri; Elopiformes; Megalopidae. Gene Ontology annotation, cellular component: cytoplasm; nucleus. The coding region runs from base 133 to 837 and encodes 234 amino acids. Gene Ontology annotation, molecular function: guanidinoacetate N-methyltransferase activity. Gene Ontology annotation, biological process: creatine biosynthetic process. The transcript is spliced from 6 exons.
GCCUCUCUGGGCAGCUCCCUCUUCACGCUUCACACACAGGCUUCGUCGCUUCUCUCUCCUGCUUUCUUGUCGUCUGUCAACAGAUUUCUUUUAGUUGGCCUACCAUUCAGGUUUAUUUGCAGACAGCUUAAAAUGAGUACCGCACAACCUAUAUUUUCCAAGGGAGAGAACUGCAAGCCAGUAUGGACCGACGCGAGCGCUCAAUACAACGAAGCGGACACACACCUCGAGAUUAUGGGCAAACCGGUGAUGGAGCGCUGGGAGACACCAUACAUGCACGAGCUUGCUACUGUAGCAGCUUCCAAAGGGGGUCGAGUUCUUGAGAUAGGCUUUGGCAUGGCUAUUGCUGCCACCAAGAUAGAGUCCUUUCCCAUUGAGGAGCAUUGGAUAAUCGAAUGCAAUGAUGGGGUUUUCCAGAGGUUGCAGGAAUGGGCCAAGAUACAGCCACACAAAAUUGUUCCUCUGAAAGGCCUAUGGGAAGAGGUUGUGCCCACCCUACCUGAUGGACACUUUGAUGGCAUUCUCUAUGAUACUUAUCCUUUGUCUGAGGACACUUGGCACACACACCAGUUCAACUUCAUCAAAGCCCAUGCCCACAGGCUGCUGAAACCUGGUGGUGUUUUGACCUAUUGCAACCUGACAUCCUGGGGCGAGCUUCUUAAGACUAAAUAUAAUAACAUCGAAACCAUGUUCCAGGAGACUCAGGUACCUCAUCUAGUUGAGGCAGGCUUCAAGAAGGAGAAGAUGAGCGCCACUUUGUUGGAUAUCAUUCCCCCUUCUGAGUGUAAAUACUAUGCCUUUCACAAGAUGAUCACACCUACAAUCCUCAAGGAAUGAGGAUAAAGACACCAGCUGCUGCCAUACAUUUAUAACCUUCCAUCUCAUCCCCCAUUUCUAAACUGUUAUACCCACACCUCCUCUUCUCUUGUUUCCUAUGAUUGAUAAGUGCCUAUUCCGUGAUAAUCUGUAUUGAUUUAUUCCUGUUUAGAUUCUCACCUCCCCCCCUCAAUGUCUCCCCUAACAAUAGUAGUAGAGGUAUCUUGUUUUUCUCAUCAGUCUGGUUGUUAAAGUGAUAUUUCUUCUUGAUCAUUUUUCUUACCUUUGCUGUAACCUACUGGGAACUCAGAUGGCAUUCCUCACUUGGUGCAUAGUACCCCUUAUGGAUGUUGACAGUAUAAAAUUUU